Messenger RNA from Naegleria fowleri, 5853 nucleotides. RefSeq lists its product as uncharacterized. The transcript has 2 exons. The coding region runs from base 1 to 5853 and encodes 1950 amino acids. The record is from RefSeq and is a predicted model, not a curated record. Lineage: Eukaryota; Heterolobosea; Eutetramitea; Acrasida; Naegleriidae.
AUGUCUAACCAGUCCACUCCGAACAACAACAAUAAUGACCACUCUAGGAACCGAUCAUCGACUCCGACCUUACUUUCUCCCUCUCUUCAUCUCUCCAUCCCGAACAACAAUAGUAAUAUGCUUCUUUCUACGGGAAUGAACAGUAGUCGAUCGACUUCUUCUCCUCUUCCCUCACCGGGAAGGUUUUCAAGCUCGCCAAUGCCAUCACCCGGUCGUUCGAAUUCAGUUUCUGGUUUUUAUUCACCGAUGCCAUCACCUGGUAGGUAUUCCCCGAUGCCAUCUCCAGGCAGGUUCUCACUGAUGCCAUCUCCAGGUAGAUCAAACACUGUGGGUAAUUUAAAUGCUUUGAAAAGACGAGGAUCGUUCAGUAGAGCCAAUAGUUCAAUGAGUAUUGGCACUAAUCACAGCUCUUCGCAAUCUCUAAUUUCUAUCAAAAUUAAUGACGAAGACAGUACAAUAGCAGAGACUCCAAAUGGAGAAUUACAACCACUCAGUUCGAAAUUUAAAAACAAUCACCAACAGCAGAAAAUGAUUUUUGAUUCUCCACAAAUGGUAGCAACAAUGAAAGAAAUUAAAUCAUACAAAAAAAAUCAAGCUCCAACGAAAGAAACUUUUCGAAAAAUUGCUCAAGAUCUCAAAGAUGAUAAAUUAAUUUCCAAGUUAUCCCGCUUACAUUUAGAUGUCAUUGAAAAGCGUCGAAAAGAAGCAAAGGAGCAAGGUGUGACAUUCCAUGAAUUUGGUGCCACCGGCAAAGUUAUUACAGACGAUGAUUAUGAUGAAUCCUUGGAGUUUAUUGAAAAAGUCGUCAAGCGGUUAGCAGACCAUUUAGAAUAUACAAAAAUUGAAUUAUUUAAAAAACUGAAUGUUGUGAUAACUAAUGAAGAGGAAGACUACUCGAAAAAUUUCAAAAAAACCGUAGUGGAUGUUAUUGAGUCGAAUAAGGAAAAUUCAAAAGCAAAUUCGAAUAUUAUCAAAACAGAUGAGGAAAUUCAACAAUUUUUCGAUGAACAAAUUCAACUUGUCUAUAAAUAUUGGCAGCAAGAAUUUGUGCUUCGAAUGAAGAGCUCACAAACACUCAAAAAAGAGCAAGAACUAAGAAGCAAAGAAAUCGCAAAAGAAGAAGGAAAUCCAAAUUAUGUUGGUAUUGAUCAAUACAGAAAGCUUCAACUAGAGAUGAAGGUGUUAAACUCUCUCAUUGAGCAACGAGACAAACAACUUGAAGAACAAAGAACAGAAUAUUUUAAAGAACUCCUUUCUCUGAAAGAAGAAUUGUUAAAACUGAAUUAUCAAUACUCAGCUCCUUCAUAUUUCCCAGCAAAUUUUGACAAGGUGUUAAACUUGACAUUUCUGGAGGAUGAAAAGGUGAAAGAACUAAAUCAAGUGUUGUUAAAAACCAAGACCAUGCUAACUGAAAAAGAAAACGAAAUUCGAACACUAUUAGGAACCAUCAAUAAUUUUCAAGCUGAGACAUUCGAAAAGCUGAAAAAGAAUCAAAAAGAAUGUGUCGUCGAAAAUUUAAUUGAAACAGCCAAAGCUUUCAAAUUUAAAGCUGACAAAUUUUCAGCCGAUAAUGAAAACCUUGUGUCGCUCGAAAAGUACAACUCACUGCUGCAAAAAUUUGAAAAUAUGGAACGAGAGAACGAUUCACUCAAGAAGGAGAUUGUAUCACUACAAAAUAUUCAAAGAGCUCAAAUGAAUUUAACGACCACCGAUUUAAAGAAGGCAUCUACAUGGCUUACUACCAUGAGCCAGGACUUGUCCUUCACAUCCUUGGGAACUUCAUUUCAUCAUGACUUUAAUGACGAUUCUGAAGACGACUCUGAGCUGCAUUCUAGUAGCGAAGAAGACGAAAUCAAAAAACUCAAAAAGAGGCUCCAAUCUAAAGACAACAGAAUUAUGCAACUUUCUGCUAUUAUUGAAGAGAUGGAAGCCAGGAUCAAAACAAUGCAUGAUCCCAAGCAAUUUAAAGAAGCCAUUAUGAAUCCAAUACGUAAAUUUGAAGCCUACAAAAAACAAAUAGCAGCCCUUGAAUCAGAGACGUUUGUUUUACAAAAGGAGAUUGAUUUAGGAAGUAUAAGAGAAGAAGAACAUAUUCGUUCGAAGAAUAUUCUUUCUCUUAAAAUUGAAGACCUUUCAAGUCGAUUACGAGAUAUGUUCACUUGGAAGGCACAACAAGAAUCUAAAAUGGCAACCUUUUUGAAAGAUUUCGAAAUUAUGAGUGGAAAUGUGGAAAAACAAAAAGACAAGGUUAAGGCCCGUGAUCGAACGAUUGACAAUUUGAAACAACAACUUUCUGAAAUGAAGAAAAAACUGGAGGAAAAACAAGCACCACCACUACCUACUCCAACUCCAACCAUUGUUUCUCACUCUGUGUUUAUGUCGAAUUGCAAAGACAUGGAAACCCAAACAGACACUUCCUUUCUUCCCAAAACACAUUUCAAAACAUUCAAUGACAAUGAUUUAUUGUCAAACGAUGAAAAACAUGACAAGUCCACACAAACUUCUCCUCCUACACUUGAUUCUAUUGAAAUCAAUGUGACCUCUCCAAAAACAACACCAACACUUCCAUUGCCUUCCUCGUCCUUACCAACAACCACUUCCAAAUCUUCACCUAAUAAUGUCUCCACUUCAACGAAGAGCAAUACCACUACUUUAACAAGCUACUCGACCAAACCAUUGGUGGUUUCGAAUGGAACUAAAAAAGCAACAGAAACAAUCAGUAGCACUUUAACAAAGACAACAAAAACUUUAGAAUCCUCUCCACCUGUAAAUAGCUCUUCCACAAACAAUAACUCACUCGGUAAUAGUAGUAGCAUUAGCAGUGGUGAGCAAACUUCUAUUACAUCAACAACACCGAAUACUUCAAGCACUAGCUCUACAACCUCACUGAAUCAUUCAGAUGUCCCACAACAACCCAAACAAGAAGAACCUCCACUUGAUCUGGACGACCCUGAUUUUGCAGUUCGACGAGUAGUAAGAACUGUUAAGAAAAAACAGAGUGAAAUUGCAACUCCUAGCAACAGUCAUGCCACAACAACAACAAUGGACACGAACAGAUCGAAGAAUCCAAUCGAAUUGAAUCAAGACCACUCAUCCAUCGUUAGUGCGGCAGGAUCAUCACUAAAAGACGGCACCUCUUCUUCCGAGGUGAAUCUGUCCACUGCAGCAUCAACCACUGAAAUAGUCACCAUCCCUGAACAACAGUCCAAUCUCUCUCAUGAAAUCUCUCCAACUUUAACUCCACAAACCUCCACUACAAAUUCUCACUCUACCAAAACAUCCACAGACAAGACGACCAACUCUGCAAAUGAUCGAGUGGACAGAUAUGAACAAACAAAAGUAACACAUCAAGUGCACGCUAUCGAUCACAGUGUAAAAGAAGAACCAAAAGAGCAAGUGGAUGACUCUCACAAACAUCAACCUGUCAUCUCGUCCUUAGAAUAUACUCGUGGUGACUCACCCAUAUUCUAUGACAUUGAACACUUCAUCACCAAAGACGAACCUCCAGAGGAACCUGAGGAGGAGAAAGCUCUCCAUCAACACCAGGAAUCCACGUGGUACAAAACUCCAAAAUCAGGUCAUACCCAUCCAAUGAAUCAUGACGACAAACAUGAGAAACACAACAUGCAUCAUUCGAGUACCAGCCAUCACCAAAUUCAUCAUCAUUCCACACAAGAAGACCAUUCCUCAUCUCUUGCAGAACGAAUCCAAAAACAAGCUCGUCUGAAGAAAGUUACAUUUUCUCAUCAUUUAGAUGAUGGAGAGAAAAUGGAGAUUCUUGAGAGUAAAUUCAAAAAGAGAAAUGGAAUGUCUACUUUGGUGGAUCGAGUAUUGGUAAGCCAGGAAGGAAAACAGCUCAGAAUUCAUGGCUAUAAUGAUUAUUAUUAUGAUGAACAUGGUAACUUGGUCUAUGAUCCUAAUCAUAAUCGCACGAAUCAAAACAGUACACAUUCCCAAGACGACAAGCAAGGAGUGAGAGGAGAAGAGACUCACACAAACGAACAAACUCACACAACCUCUGACAAGGGAACCACCAGCACAAAGUUAAAUGUCAUCAUUAGAAAGAAUUUAAGACAAGAUCAACAUUCACCACAAAUACCCAACAACGCUGAGGAAGGUGUUGAACCUCCUCCUGUUGAAGAGGAUCAAGAAGGAAAUAACAACACGUUAAACAAACGUGGCAAGAACACUCCAUAUGGAAUACAUUUUGGAAAGCUGUCCUAUAACAAGUCCUCAACGAUUGAUAACAAGAAUAAUAUGCAUCCAUUCACAGGUCGUUCUCAUGAAGAGGAAAAUCAACCAAGUAAUAACUUUUCGAGAAAUGGAAAUAAUAGUGGAAACAUUAUUCCAAACUCAGUUGUGAGAUAUGGAAAGAAAUAUUUCAACUCGAGAGAUUUAAUGGGAAAUGAUGGUGUAGAUUACCAUUCUGAUCCUUCUACGCUUUAUAUUGGAAAAAAUCCUUACUCAAGCAACAUCACCAACAAAGACACCAACAAUGGCACUUCUAUUCAUUUCGAUGUGAAUUCUCAAUACGCUAUUUCCAAUUUCCCUAACAGAAAAUCACGUCCAAAUUCUUCUCAAUCCAACCAUCAGACUUCGAGCGGUCACAACUCUCCAACUAAGGUCUCACAAAUUUUUGUUUCGCUUGGUCAACAUAUUGAGCACUCGAACUCUCAGAAAGAAAAGCGAUUAAAAGAGUUGAAGCAAGAAGAACAAGAUAAAUUGGAAAAGAUUUUAACGACAUGGAAUCAAAUGUCCAAGGGUCACCCUGAAUCCAUAGAAAAAUUAAAAGAAGAAUAUAUGAAUCAACUAUUGGAAGAAGAGGCACAUUAUUAUGAUAUUAAGGAAUCCAAAGUAGUUUCUCCCUCUAAGAAAGGUGGUAAAUCUCAAUUAUUUGAAAAAGACUAUGCCACAUUCCGAUACAGUAGUAAUGACCUUGUCAACACGUAUCAGUCGUCGAUGCCAUCAUUACUUCCAACGAAUAUCACAUCAGGAACAGAUGAGGACUCGAAGGUUGAGCUCAAUGAUACUACUAUUACUAUCAACAAUGUGAACACUCAAGAUACUACUGCCAUCAACGCCGAGAAGUGCAACGAUCCUGCAGGGUCAUCAACCAUAGAAUUCGAUUUGAGUGAUGAACGAGCAAAUCCCACCGAAAUGAUCAUGAGACCUCUGUUGAAAAUCAAGCGUUAUCAAUCACCUCCGAAAUCGAAUGGUGAAAAUAUUUCCAACAACAGCUCUUUGGACAUGACGACACAUUCAUAUGAUCAGAUGCUUUCCAUGUAUAUGAAUCAGCAACAACAACAAAAUUCUUCCCCUUCAUCGUCACCUUCAAACCUUAAUAGAAUGCAAUCCUCUUCUUCCACAUGUACUGUUACUUUGCAUCAAGCGAUACCCAUCAAUCACAAUCCAACACUCAUUUCCACAAACUCAAAAAGUCUUCCAUCCGUCAUUCCUACUGCAACCAACACGAUUGGUCUCACGAAUAUCACCACAACACCCAGAAUUGGAGCCGUUAAGGGAAGAAGAAUUACACCAACACCUCCUCCAACUUGUCAUUCAAUGUCAAGCACGACGAAUUCAUCGACGACUCAUGCAUCCUCUCUGGCUCCUCUUUCAAGUCGAGAAUCAAGAAAAUCAUCGACCGCUCCCUAUGUCAUAUCGAGAAGUAAGAGCGCCAUGGGUAGUAUUCGAGAACGAGAUUCAUCAAGCACCUCAACUCGUAAGAAAAUCAAAACCUCAGAUUCAGUGCCCUCUCUGAGAAGUAGUAUGCCAACAAGUGGUCGAUCUGUUUCUGUGGCUGAUGAAAGAGAAAUUUCAAAAAGAAAAUUGAAGAGUCUAGUAGGUCAGUAA